Messenger RNA from Dreissena polymorpha, 3402 nucleotides. RefSeq lists its product as uncharacterized. The record is from RefSeq and is a predicted model, not a curated record. The transcript is spliced from 12 exons. Lineage: Eukaryota; Metazoa; Mollusca; Bivalvia; Myida; Dreissenidae. Bases 153 to 1505 code for a protein of 450 amino acids.
UUUAAAGAAAAUACUUUACGAAACUAUGUAAUAUUAGGAGCGUAUUUAACAAACAUUUUGGAGUAAAAAAGAAACUUGUGAUAGAAGAAUUGACAUUGUCUACGAUAUGCCCGGGGUUUCAAAGUUCGGACCUGCGACCGAAAAGUAAAACCAUGUAUACAGGAUUUCUACUGGCUUUUAUUAUUGGGGUUUUAGAGGCCGAUUUAAUAACAAACCUAUCCAGCGCGUGGUAUGAUGGGUACAUAAAAUGUAAACAAAAUGGUCUGUCCAUGGGUACGUGGUUUGAUGUAACGUCUGGCAUUAACAUACCAUAUCCCAUUUGGCUCAACGGCUUCGAAGUGCGAGUCAAGAACCUAGACAGAUUCUUCAUAAUCGCUAAAUUGCCGGAAAAUCAAUUGGCCUAUGUUCGUUGUGUGAACAGCACAGCGUUCGUUGAUACAGGCGAAAGGUUGACGUUUGAGAAAGGACUCGAAUAUUGUCAGAAUCAAUUAAAUGGAUCGCAUAUGGAUUUACCAUUAGUGAACCACACUAAUCUGCAUAUGUUUAGUACGCUUUCUGUUUCGCGGCGGUAUUGGAUAAAAGAUCUAAAAGUCGGACCAUUUCUAAACUCGGAAGACCUGACUGUGCAUUGUUUGGUGCUGAAAGGAAAAUACAAAGUUUGGGGAAAAGACAACUGUACCAACAAAUAUCUAUCCAUCUGUGUAAAUGCAACUGUUCACGACGCUAUAGCUUACAUCGGACAAGAGUCGUGGAUGCAAAACUACUAUUCGACGUCAUCUAGCACACCCCAGACAUCAUCAGCGGCUGCCGCAGAGUUUGUGACGUCACUAGGUAUGUCGGAAACUAACGGUGGAGUUGAUUUAACCACAAGUGCAGCAAACACCCCGUUUGAUUUGAACAAUUCCACCCGCGACUCUAAAACCGAAGAAGAUGCGAAGACAUCAUCCAUUUUUACAUGGCUAGCAACAGCGUUUGGCUUAUCUAUGCUUGUAAUAAUAGUCAUCAUCGCUUGUUUGUGUGUAAAGAGGAAACAAGGAAGCAACAAUCGAACUACCUUUCAACAGAUCGAACUUUCACAGCCAUCGAGUGUUAUGCAGGAAGGUCAUGACGACAACAGCGUCCAUGUUGAUGUCAUUUCCGACGAUGUAACAGAGCGUGAGGCAACACCGUACACCUCACUCCAGAUGACAGAAAAGCAUCUGUACACUGCCUUGGUGGGACCCAGCUUCGUGUCAACAGAAAUGUCUUAUGUAAAUGAUCGAAUAGCUGAGAGUGACGUGAUGGGAUCCAGCGUCAUGUCAACAGAAACGUCUUAUGUAAAUGGCCGAAUAGCUGAGAGUGACGUUCCAGUUGAGGAAACGUUUGAAAUGACCGAACGACCAGAAAACAAAUACGACGAACCGGAAAAUAACGAUCCAGCGAACACAAAUUACGAUGAUGUCGAAGCGUCAGAAAAUGACGGUACCGAUUCCGAAGCCAAAGUGUAUUAUUUUAUUGUUAAAUAAGGUUGGAACGAACUCCGCUUUAAAGAUCAAACUUUCCAGGAUUGAAUCCAUUGCAGCUCACUCCCCACGACGGCGAACCAUCCUCUUAAAAUUCCCCAAAAGCUUGGAAAUUCGACACUUAGUUAUUGACCAAACGAUACCGCAUGUUAAUAGUUAUGAGAAUAAGGCUACACAACACCUACGCUGACGUAAAAUUUAAUACAAAUAUUGGAACAAACAUGGACAUGAACAUAGUGUGCUUAGAACUUAAUUUCGUAACAAGGGAAACAACAAUUAUUAAAAAUGUUUAAACGCAUUGUGCGUAAUUACUAUGAAAAUAGGUCAAUAAUGUAAAUUUGAAACACUUGUACCGUAUAAUAAUAUUCGUAAAUACUGAUAUUAAAAAAAUGUAGAGCUUUACAAAUCUUCACAAUUGUAAAUGUCUAUUUGUUGUUAUUGUUCUUUUUUUCUUGUUUAUCAUCUACUAAAAUUCAUAAUUGUACAGAUUAAAAACCGUGUACGUGUUUUGUAAAUAUUCAACAUAUUUAUAUGCUUUUAUAUUUUCCCGUACUGAUUUUCUGUAUUGUAUUUUACUCGCAAUGAUUCUCCUUAAACAAUAAUAAUAACGUAAAUUAAAAUGAAACUUUUGAAACAGGCAUAGUACGAAAAUGCCAUAUUAUGUAUUCACUUUACCUUUAAACUCUCAUAUUUUUGUAUCAUGAAAUAUUUAUAUCAUUAAUAUAUGUGAUAUAUAACGUGUAUUAAUCAUUAUUAGCCGGUCAUAUAAUGUAUGUGUUAUAUGUAUAUUAAAAGCAUGGAUAUAUAUUGCCUUUUUUCCUCACAUAAGAUCUAUCUUUGAUCUUUUUUGUACAACAAAUGAAACGUUUAUAAUUAGUUCAUAUUAUGAUCAUUUGAAGAUUGGACUAGAACAUAUAAUGUAGUGCCUAAAAAAGGGGGAAAGGCAGUAUUUCUCCAUGCAUAUAAACUUUGGCUUGUAUUUUCGCUUACUAAAAAACUAAAAUAAAGUUUGAAUCUUAAGACUAUUUUUAACCAAAGUUUAUGUUUCAAAACAAUGCCAGUACGUCAUUGAUAUUAAGUAUUCAGAACCGUUUUUCAUUUAUUCGUGAAACAUUGUGAAAGAAUAAUAGGUAAGGAUCAUAUUUCGGACACACGUCAACGAUAUUGUAUUUCUUCUUCUUAAAUUGAAGCUCCAUAAGAUAAGUAAACCAUCCUAAUUGUAAGUAGAUUGUAGUAUGGUACAUUUUAAUGCAACAGUUCGUUUAUUUUGUUAGUUUUUGUUUGUUAAAUACUAUUACUUUUUUCACUUGCAGUUGCAAAUAAGAUUGUUUCCUAUUAAUUUUAAAAUAAUACAAUUUAAACCUUUAAGACCUUAAAAGAUUAUUUGAAUACUUUCCGUAUUAGUUGUUCACAGAUUCCCACAAUGAAAAAAUGUUACUUAUGAUAAUGAAUGAAAAGACACGUAGGUCGUCGUGGUGUAAUUAAUAAGGUGUCUGCCUAGCGAGUGACCGGGUGAUCAUGGGUUCGAUCCCCACUGUGGGAGCGUUCUUGAGAUUUUCCCCUAACCAAGUGGUUCUAGGCAUCAGAAAUGGACUGGGGAGUGUUUCAAUAAGCCUGAGGCUUUCGAUGCAAUCGAGCUAAAAUAAAUAUGUUUAAACUAAAUAAUACUGCAAUAGCACAAUAUAUACACAAUGAGUGGGUUGAUUGCAUUAUUGUUUUAUUCUUUUUUAAUUUGUAUUAUUGUAACAGCUUAAUAUCAAUGUACAGGUAUUAUUUCUUGUAUCCAUUGAUUAGUUGACAAUAACCAUUUUAUUCAUUGUUUUAUAAGUCACAAGUUUUGUGUAUUUUUAAUGUCAUUCUUUAUGUUGUCUAGAUUUGGCAAAAUUAAAUUUGCAACAAA